AAAAUUCUGCCCAAGUCAACAAUUCAAGUGGUCAACUUCAACAACUUUUCCCAGGUCAUGGUAAACGUUUUGGUGCAUCCCCAGGAACCUCAAUUGGAAAUAGAUUUAGUGAAAAUCCAGACUUUCGUAGGUGGUAA
Messenger RNA from Dentiscutata heterogama, 137 nucleotides. NCBI's taxonomy places the organism in Eukaryota, Fungi, Glomeromycota, Glomeromycetes, Diversisporales, Gigasporaceae. The record is from the annotation of a GenBank genome assembly.